Molecule: messenger RNA, 992 nt
Organism: Aricia agestis (brown argus)
Lineage: Eukaryota; Metazoa; Arthropoda; Insecta; Lepidoptera; Lycaenidae
Gene: jet
Product: F-box/LRR-repeat protein 15
Exons: 3
Coding region: 60-884 (274 amino acids)
Biological process (GO): SCF-dependent proteasomal ubiquitin-dependent protein catabolic process
Cellular component (GO): SCF ubiquitin ligase complex
Molecular function (GO): protein binding
Source: RefSeq, a predicted model, not a curated record
AUGUAAAUAAAUUUUACUUACCAAAAUAAUUCUAAUAAACAAAUUAAUAGAAGCAAAUUAUGAACAGAGGAAGAAAUACACAUAUAUUUGACUUAUACUGGGAAGAUAUCUUAGUAGCACAUGUUCUUCCGUACCUCGAUAUUCGCGAGUGCUUCAACUUCCGAUGCGUCUCCAAAGCUUGCUUACAAAUCGUAUACAUAUAUUUGUCUAAACUCAAAUCCCUGAAACUGCAGAAUAAAGAAUUCUCAUCGGAAACAUUCAAUGUAUUCGUAACUUCAUGUACGAAGUUGAAGCAUUUGAACUUGAGUAGAUGCACAACCCUCACCGACGCUCAAAUUAUUCCAUUACUGAAAGGCAACUCCGAACUCGUCAGCUUAAACCUGAGCCAGUGUAAAAAUGUAACAUCAAAAUGCUUACAACCUGUCAUACUGUUUUGUAACAAUCUGCGCAUUUUAAAGCUGUCAAGAUGUUUCUGGCUGACGACGGGUGCCAUGGAGGCUCUGGCUCUGCACCAGAACUAUUUGGAGGAUGUCGACUUAGCCUACUGCCUCACCAUAUCUGAAAGUUGUGUUAUAAUAUUCAUAAAGAAGUUUAAAAUGAUAAAGAUAUUAAAUUUAGAAGGCAACAAACAAAUAACAGACAAGUGUUUGUACAGCCUGUCCAAACACAGCAAGUCUUUGAAGCUUCUGAACUUGGGAGGGUGCUGUGAAAUCACCGACCGAGGAGUGAGGUCUCUGGCAAGACAUUGUCCGUCAUUAGAAGGUCUGGUCAUCAAGGGUUGUACAAAAGUGACGGAAAGCAGUCUCCAUCUCUUACGGAACAGGGUGCACAUAGACCGGCGGCCGGUGGAUCCCGUGCCGUUACCAGUGUUUGUACAGAUAUAGCUUUAACCUCCAAACUAAUAGAAGUUCACUAAUUUUAUUUUUUACAUUUCCAUGACCAGAGCAAUGAAAAUAGUGUAAUUUUGCAGAAAAUUUACAAAAAUGAUAAUA